Messenger RNA from Lytechinus variegatus (green sea urchin), 4545 nucleotides. RefSeq lists its product as uncharacterized. Bases 282 to 2543 code for a protein of 753 amino acids. The transcript has 12 exons. Lineage: Eukaryota; Metazoa; Echinodermata; Echinoidea; Temnopleuroida; Toxopneustidae. Gene Ontology annotation, molecular function: protein binding. The record is from RefSeq and is a predicted model, not a curated record.
UUCAACAAUUCAACUACCUCUGUAUUUCAUUAUACCAUUCUUUAUACUCUCAAUCGCAACCACUGGAAUCUGUCAAGCAUUGAUGCUAAAAUGAGGAACAACUAUCUACAAAAUUCUGCAAUCCCUUCACGACUAUGACGUGACCAAGUAUCGAGUUGUGUGUUUCUACUGCAUGUAUUCCUGUGAUAUAAUGAACUCAGGUCCGCCGACUGUCAAAAGAUUCGUACUGUGUUUUUAGUCCAUUUCUCCUGUGUUAAUUAUUUCAUAUAUUUGCUAUUAUCAUGGGCGAAACUGAGAAUUCUGAAAACGACGGGCAAGGUGGAAUAAUACUCCACAGAGGAUACCUAAUCCAAGGUGAAAAUCAGACGGUUGAGGGAGGAUUGACCCUAGUGUUUCCAAAAAAUGGAAAGCGUUAUGCAGUUCUACAAAACACUGGUCCUCUCCAUUUCUGCCUCAGUCUGUACAAAGACGAAAAAAGUUUCAUGAAGAAAGAGAAGAAGAGUUCAAAGGUCACUGAGAUGCAUUUUACAGCUAACAUCAAGAUCCAUUCCUUAGAGAUGAUGAUGGGACGGUCGAGAAAGCCCCAAAAUAUUUUCAUCAUCGUCCACGGGGGUAUGCCUCGAUACUUCAAACCGUCUAACGGGCCAUAUACGUUUUCCCGAUCCAAUUCUGUUGAAAUGAUGGAAUGGGUGAAAGGCUUUCAGAAGGUAGCUAACGCUAUAGCUCGACGCCCUACAAUAACCCGAGAUGAAAGAUCAAGCACCGAUGGUGAUGAUGAUACACAGGUCACAAGCAGGUCAAAUAAACCGAAGCGCCCUGAUCAAGAUAGCGGCAUCGAGAUCACAUCGCCGAACACUCCCCGAGGCUCGGCCUUGUCAACCGACCAGGGCGACAAGGAAGAAGAGGGCAGGAGCUCCGAGGAAGAUGCACCAGUCAACAUCUUACCGGAAGCCAUCGAGAUGGACAUCCCGGAAGAAGAAUUCGAGGAUGAUGAUGAUGGAGGUGGUACUGACGGGGGAGACGAUGUCGCCGAUGGUGGCACCAAAGGUGAAGCGGGUAGAAGCGGCGGUAUCACCGACGAAGAUGGGCCAUGUCGACGGUCACGAAUGGUGUUGAAUCACGAUCGCUAUGAAGAGCAGUUUAUCAAAAGCAGACCAAGCGAUAUCCCAAAGUCAUCCGUCCUUAAAUCUAAGCAAAUCUUCGAACCGAUCAAGGAAGAACAAGAUAGGCCAAAACCGGAACCCAAACCGCGAACUUUGAAAACCGUCGAGGAAAUCCGAAAGAACAUCGUCACAAUGAGAUUAUCCACGUGGCCGAGCCGACCCGACAGUGAGGGGAAAGAUCCGGCUAAGGAUCCGGACUAUCAAAAGUUCGUCGUCAAAACGGAAAGGAAACCAAGUGAACCGGAAGGGGUUGCCGUUGAAUUGGGGAAUUUCCCGCAGCUCCCACCGAAAUCAAGUGGUUCUGUCGCUAAAUGGAAGACUAUAGACAAAGUAAAAGACAUUGAGAAGCAACUUGGGGGCAAGCCGCCUAUAGGUGUGGGUAGGCCUUCUCCUUCUCGUGCUAGUUUGCAAGACAAGAAAUUAAAGCGAGCUAGACCAAUUCGGGAUAGUUCUCUGUAUAAUGACAACGAUGAGGAUGAGGCGGAGGAAGAAGCAUCGACAUCAUCCAACCAAGAUCCUGAGAGCGAACCUCCGUACGAUCGACUCUCGAAAUAUCGACGGGAUAAAAAUCAGAAUGACGGGAGUGUCGAAGGUCAGGAGGGAAACGAAGGGGGUGUCGAGGUGGUCAAUGAUGAGGACAAACGAUCAUCGGGUGAAUCUCUCCCUGAUGAAGAGAGAACGAGACUUUAUACUGAUGCUGCCUCGAUUCGAAGACGACCUCUCCCACAGCCUAAUAAAGAGACAGAUUGGAAAAAUGUUGGGAACAUGGUGUAUGAACAAUCUUGCCGAUCUUGUAACAUUAGUGUGGCUAAGAGUGACAUCACAAACGCGUUAGUUCUGGUCAAAGUUCACGAGGAAGUUAUGAUUGCUGGCUGGAAGAAAGACGUAUCGGAUAAACUACACGGCAAGCUGCACGUUGGUGACGUCAUAUUACAAGUCAAUGACACCAUCAUCAAAGACGCCGGUCCAGACUUCAUCAACAUCCUCAUAAACUCAUCUGCCAAAAAUGAAAUCAAUUUAGUGAUAAGACGUCUGCCCCAUGCCUCCAUCAAGGAACUAAAUAAGACUGACGAACAGACAAGUUGGGGUCUCGAAACGCACAAAAAUGAGAUACGAGGUGUGAGCGGCCCAGCCCUGGAAGGUGGUAUCACGCCGAAGACAUCGGGUGUGCUAAGCAGCAAACAGUGCGAAUGGGUCGUCACUGAACUUGCACACCAGCGAAUUCCUUUAGUCAAGUGCGCACAAGACGAGGUCAAACAAAGGCUGGAGAACCUUUCCAAUGAGAACAACCUUGUCUUGAUCAUACAACCACGUGACCUAGUCUCAGAGUUACGAGAAGGGUUGAAACGAACUAAGCACCCUUCACAGUACGACGUGUGAGUUCCGGUUACGUGGCGAUCGAUCCGCUUACCCGAUCAUAGAGCGAGUCAUUGGACAGUGUGUCCGGUUAGGCGUCUACAUAUUCAGUUAUUUGGCCAAACUGAUGGUCUUGAUAGCAGUUCAUGAAAGUUACAUCUUUGAAUUUUGCCAUUGAGAAAGAAGGGUCAUUUUUUAAAAAUAAUAAUGUAACCGAAAACAAUACUCUCUUUUUUCUUGAAAAGGAUGAUAGGCCUAAUGAAAGAGGAAAUAUAGGUCCUAUAUUAGGAUAUGAUGUGUGGAUGCAUAAUCAUAAAUUUUUUCCUCGAAUAUAUUUGAAUGUAUUUCGAAUGCAUAAUCAUAGAAUUUUUCCUCGAAUAUAUUUGAAUGUCUUUCGGAAGCCUUAGAUAACCUUUGAGGAAAAGGACGACCGAAUCUACAAUACGCAGGAAAAGAGAAGGUUCAAAUUCGAAAUUGCAAAUGUACAAUGACUUGAUUACAAAAUGUGUAUUUUAUAUUUAUUUCAUAAUGUUGGUUCUUUAUGCAGGUUUUGUUGUUUAUAGCAAAUGAUUUCGAAUUUCCUGGAGAAAUUUGCAAGUUUGUAUUAUUUUAAUUCGUGUAUAAUGACAUUUGAUAAAAUCAUCAGUUUAGAAGAAAAAAAACUUAUGUAGAAACGUCAUGAUAGUAUUUAAAGUGAAACCUGACACAUUCCGAAAAUACCUACUCAUGUCUGGCUGAUAACAGGAUGAAAGACAAUGCUGCGUCUCCAUAUUCUUAAAAUAAAAUACAUUUAUACUGCAUUUACAAUGACCAAUUGAAUAUAUUCAGUUUUUGUUAAUUCAUUCAUGUUCAGGAUAAUGUUUUAUGGAGGAAGUCAGUUGGGAAUUGGUUAAUUGAGAACAUAAUUUAUGAUUCAUCUGUGUGACUCUGGUCCCCAUCCAAACCUGAGAUUGCGUUUUUUCCCGCCAUCAAACCCAUAAUGACAUAAUAAGGAUAUCAAGAUGAAUUUCCGAUGAAAUAGAAGACAGUUUUGUUUACAGGACAAUGUACAAAAUGUUUAACAGUUUAAGGAGUCUUGGGGGCAUCAUAAUCUGAUGAGGAAGAUGUUUUUCUCACAAAAACCUAUAUUACAAGCUGAAUGAUACCGGAUAAAAACGUGAAGUAUAAGUGUACAAAUUUGGUGAAAUAAAUCUUGAUGAAAUGCGCAUGAAAAUGCAGAAAGGGAGAAUAAUGUGUGAUAAAUGGCAAAAGCACGGAAAUGAAUGACCAAGUAAUGAAAGAAGAACUUUUUUCAUGAAUUGAAAUGAUGCAUUAGAUUUAAAUCGAUGCAAAGUAUGCAUCCAUGUUAUAUGAUGUAUGGACCCCGAUUUCAUGGAGUGGUCCUGGGAUAGGUUGCCAGAAUGUGAAUCUGAAUUUGGGAGUUCGAAUCCUAUCGCAAGAUCCAUCCAACGAGGUGAAACGAGUAUGUUACCUCGUACAAGUCGUAGAGUCCAGCAGCUUGAGUUCGAUCUAUUAUAAUGAUAAUAAUUAAAAUCUAUUAUAAUUUUGGAGGAAUUAUCAUUUAAUUUAAUUGAUCAUUAAAUUAUCAUUUGCAGUUGCGUAUAGUUAUCAUCCAUUGAUAUGAUAUGGCAGGCUUACGUCAAUAGUCUGACAAGCAAAAUGAGGAAGCAGUUAUGUAUCAUUUUUUUUAUUCUACUGUAUUAAAGCAUGACUAGAUUAUAUUUUUAGAUACAGAUACAUAUUAUUUAAGCAGUGUUUAAUAUGUUAUUAUUUUCGUAUCUCAUUAUCAGAUGAACCGUACAUUUUGUGAAAUUCUUGAAUGAUAAUGAUUCCGUGCACUUUGGAAAAUGAUUAUAUGAAAUGGUUAAUUUGAAUGUUUUAGGUCAGAGAACCAACAACUUUAGUUUAUCAAUAAUUCUACUCGUUGUUGGUUGACAAGGCUUAUGGUAAGGAUGAAAAUUAUUUGAUAUUAUGAAAAAAAUACUUUCUUAUUAAAAAGGUUUACAAUAUUGUUAUUUCAACACUA